GCCCGGGCGGGGCGGCGCUGCCUGCAUGACCCUCCGGCGGCGCGGGGAGAAGGCGACCAUCAGCAUCCAGGAGCAUAUGGCCAUCGACGUGUGCCCCGGCCCCAUCCGGCCCAUCAAACAGAUCUCCGACUACUUCCCCCGCUUCCCGCGGGGCCUGCCCCCGGCCUCCGGGCCCCGUGCCGAGGCGCCCCCGGACGCCGCCGCUCGACCGACCGCGGCCAGCGCCGGCCGCCGCAGACCCUCCGACGGCGCCCGCGACGACGACGAGGAUGUGGACCGGCUUUUCGGAGCCUACGGCGCCAGCCCGGGCCCCAGCCCCGGCCCCAGCCCCGCGCGGCCUCCCGCCAAGCCGCCCGAGGACGAGCCGGACGCCGACGGCUACGAGUCGGACGACUGCACCGCCCUGGGCACACUGGACUUCAGCCUGCUGUACGACCAGGAGAACAAUGCACUCCACUGCACCAUCAGCAAGGCCAAGGGCCUGAAGCCGAUGGACCACAAUGGACUGGCGGAUCCCUACGUCAAGCUGCAUCUGCUGCCAGGAGCCAGUAAGGCAAAUAAGCUUAGAACAAAAACCCUGCGUAACACUCUGAACCCCACAUGGAACGAGACCCUCACUUACUAUGGGAUCACAGAUGAGGACAUGAUCCGCAAGACCCUGCGGAUCUCUGUGUGUGAUGAGGACAAAUUCCGCCACAACGAGUUCAUCGGGGAGACGAGAGUGCCCCUGAAGAAGCUGAAACCCAACCACACCAAGACAUUCAGCAUCUGCCUGGAGAAGCAGCUGCCGGUGGACAAGACGGAAGACAAGUCCCUGGAGGAGCGAGGCCGCAUCCUUAUCUCCCUCAAGUACAGCUCGCAGAAGCAGGGCCUGCUGGUGGGCAUCGUGCGGUGUGCACAUCUGGCUGCCAUGGACGCCAACGGCUACUCGGACCCCUAUGUGAAAACAUACCUGAAGCCAGACGUGGACAAGAAAUCCAAACAUAAGACAGCAGUGAAGAAGAAAACCCUGAACCCAGAGUUCAAUGAGGAGUUCUGUUACGAGAUUAAACAUGGGGACUUGGCCAAGAAGACCCUGGAGGUCACCGUUUGGGAUUAUGACAUUGGGAAAUCCAAUGAUUUCAUCGGUGGCGUGGUUCUGGGCAUCAACGCCAAGGGUGAGCGCCUGAAGCACUGGUUUGACUGCCUGAAAAACAAGGACAAGCGGAUUGAGCGCUGGCACACACUCACCAAUGAGCUCCCAGGGGCCGCGCUCAGCGACUGACUGCCCGCCUGCUGCCACUGCCCAGGCCCCUGGGCCCGAACAGGCCUGGCCUGGCUUCCUCAGCUGUCACCAAGGGCUGUGGCCCCCAUGCUGGGAAAGAUCCAAGAUACCCGCUCGGACACAGAGCCACUGCAACCCCAUUUGGUGGACACAGCACCCAGGCUCUCCGAAGGACAUGGGAGGGCAGAGUGCUCGGCCUGCUCUCCACCUCCUAGGGUGCAAGGGGCAGGCGGUGGGAGGAGAAGGCCCUGGCCACCCAGUGGGAAGGGCCUUCUAGAAGUCAGCAGGGCAGAGUACAGACAGCCGGGGUGCUCAGGUUGGCGCCAGAGAGAGCAAAUGAGGGAGACUGUGGGCAGUGGAGAACGGGACUUGGACAGGGGAGCCAAAGGAGCUUCCGACCACAUCCAUUCCUCUCUGGCAUGGCUGGGCAGGUGGAAAGAGGCUGUGAGCUGAGUCUGCAGUUCCUGAAAGCCGCAGGGUGAGGGCUUCACUCAAGCCCCUCCAGUGGGUGAGCUCUUGACUUGUAGCCCGGGAGCCGGAUGCAAACCAGGACUGAGGAAGGCCAAGCUAGCCUUGUGCCUGCAGUGAUGGGCAGGCAGGGAAGGCUUCUGGAAGGAGUAGGUGCCUCAGAAGGACUUAAAUGGUGAGAGGUCUCUAGGCAGAGCUGGAAGAACAACCUAGGCACUGGGAGUGGUCUGUAAAAUCCUGGGGGAGGGGAGAGGGGCUGGGGCCCAGGUGGGUGUUUUUUAGAUUUGUUAGGCAGGGGCUGGGCUUGUAGCAGAUGGGGAAGCUGAUGGUGGCGCAGGGUCAGGUUCAUUCCUCAGACUGCUCCUGGCUCUGGAAACCCUAAGUGUUCAUCAGCUGCAAUGGGGAAGAGAAAAGGGCACCUCUGGCAUGAAAAGAAGCAAACAUUCCUCCUGCACCCCUUCCCUUCCCCAGCCCCUCUGGGUUCAAGCAGGAUAGUCAAGGCCCUCAGGGUUCCCUGUAGCAUCCUGGCCCUGUUUGUGGUAUGAUCUGAUGUCCCUUUCAGGAGCGUUCAGUGGCAGUCCAGGGCCUGGUUUCUGGGACAGCCAGGAGCUGAGAGGCCUUGCCAGUCUUUCUCCCCAGGAAGGAGCUGAGAGCAUCUCAGUCUUGGGGUUCAGGCAUGAAGAAGCCUUCUGGAGCUGUGGCUGAACAAAUGCAGAACUAAGGUGUUUCAAAACUGCUGCUGAGCCCCACCAUGUUCAACCCUUUGUUGUGUGAGAGGACACAGGCCAAGAGGGAAGGUGACCUGCCCCCAGCCCUAGCACAGCUGGGACAGGAUCCAUGGCCCCCACCCCAGGCCAGAGCGCUGGACACUACACUGCAGGGGCAAUGGGGUGCGGGCCCAUGCGCUGGGAGUUCCACUCCUACCCUACACUAGGCUCACAGGCAUGAGGGCUGAACCUUCAGCUGCAAGCACAAGGCGCACCACCACCCAAGGCCAGAGGUGUUGGUUCAGAUCCCAAGUGCCCAUCAGCCCUUUUCAGUUGGCAGUGAACAACUGCAGCCCCUUGCAGUACCCAGCCUCCCUUGUUGCUCACAGAAACUUGGUUUCCUCAACUUACGGCAGUCUUUGCCUUGCGUCAUGAAAUUGACAGGCAAUGCCUUCAUGAAUCAUCACAACCCUAACCCUGUGAGGAGAGUAGAGCAUCCUCCCCUAUGAGGCUCAGAGAGACUGAGUAGUUUGCCAAAGUUACACAACUGGGUAGGAGGUGACUUGAGACUCAGACACAGGCCUUUUGAUUGGGCAUCAGGACUAAUCAAGGUCCUCUCUCAGUUGGUGCUCCAGCUGGAAUGGAAAGCCCUUGGGGCCAUGGUGGCAGGUAACAUUUUUAAGGGGCCCGGUGUCUGGGUGAGCUCCAGGUAUCAUCUCCAGUUUGCCUUGCUGAAUGCUUCAUUUUGACAGGGGCCUCAGCAGCCUGUGGAUAUGUGAAAGUGCCGAAUGGCAAAACUGGAAGGGCAUAUGGACCCCAUCUAGUGUGAUGUCCUUAUUAGCUACAUGGGGAAACAGGCUGCGAGGGAAAAGGGCAUGACUGGGACAAGUAACCAGGGUUCCUGGCGCCCAGUCCAGGACCUACUGCCCCAGGCUGUCCUGAAAGGGUCCCUGGUGAUUAGAGGGACUGUCAGGCUGGGAGGCCGGGCCUCUGGCCAGCUAGCUCGAGUGUAAGGUGGAGCGCUCCGCCCCGGCCGGAAGUGAUAACCGGUCUGAGGUUCUGGCCCUGUCCUAGGCGCGGUACACACUGCAUCUCUGUUAAAGAAAAAGCACUUUGAAAAGCUGCAGCAUCGACUCUGCCUUUCACCUCAAACAGGCAUCUUUCUUCUGGUCCAUUAGCCCAACAAAGACAGGAAAUCUGUUGCAAAAAAAAAAAAAAUCAUUCCAAAAUCAGUUGUCAGUAACAGGGGGGUCGCCCCGUGCGGUGCAUCCCCACCAGGCGCCCAGGUCUCCGCCCUGCCCACCGCCACCACUAGCCAAUCCCCGACGGGCCCGUCUUCCAACCCUGAGGCGGUAACCUCCUGACCUCUAGUGGCGAGAGUGAGGAACUGCACCGGCGCGCCCGCCCACCGAGCCCGGGCUGUGCAUGUGCUGCCCUUUGUUCCUUCUCAAACCGAGUGAACCUCCCGAUGCAUGGACUCUGGCUGUCGUCGACGCAGACUCGUGCACUGCUUAACACCGUUUUGCUACCAUGUGACGGCUGCAGAAACUGUCCUCAAACUGCAGCCCCACAACAAUUUUUGUACUUUGUCUGACCUGCCCACAGGUGUCCUUUAUAAGUCUUAUUUGUUAAUAUUUAUAAUGACAUAUAGCCCAAAGUCAAUGGAAACGUCAUACUGCUCUCA
Messenger RNA from Heterocephalus glaber (naked mole-rat), 4123 nucleotides. It is a transcript of the gene Doc2b, whose product is annotated as double C2 domain beta. Gene Ontology annotation, cellular component: synapse; membrane. The record is from RefSeq and is a predicted model, not a curated record. Gene Ontology annotation, biological process: regulation of calcium ion-dependent exocytosis; spontaneous neurotransmitter secretion; exocytosis. Lineage: Eukaryota; Metazoa; Chordata; Mammalia; Rodentia; Bathyergidae.